Motacilla alba alba is the source of this 2268-nucleotide messenger RNA. Its product is annotated as serine/threonine-protein kinase par-1-like. Gene Ontology annotation, cellular component: cytoplasm. The transcript has 6 exons. The record is from RefSeq and is a predicted model, not a curated record. Gene Ontology annotation, molecular function: ATP binding; protein serine/threonine kinase activity. Lineage: Eukaryota; Metazoa; Chordata; Aves; Passeriformes; Motacillidae. Gene Ontology annotation, biological process: protein autophosphorylation.
AUGAGAAAAACCCAUGGCUCCACCAGCUCUCCCAACUCAGAGCAGCUCUCCGAGGAGAAAACGCUGCCUGGCGUGGGGCUGUCUGAUCCCUGUCCCAUCUUGAUUCCAUUUGCGCCGCUCCCUCCCCCAUCCAAGAGCCGGAAGGAUCCCCCCAACCCCACGGUCCUGCAGCAGAUCCUGGGCACGUUCCCUCCUCCGCUCCCUGGGGGCCCUGGGGAGGCUCCAGAGCCCUCCCUGUGUGCGGGACAGCUGCUGCAGCACCGCUGCGCCCGCGUGCCAGCAGCGCCCAAGGAGCAGCUGCGCCAGGUCCCAGCGCCCCUCGGCGGGGCCGCCCCGUGCCCGGCCCUGCCCGGCCCGCCGUGGUUCCGCCUCGGCCGGGCUCUCUCCGUGCUGGCUGCGGCGCCGCUGGAAGUGCCGCUGGCUCUGGUGCUGGCGGAGCAGCGCGGUCUUUUGGCCGCGCCUGGCGCGGGCUCUGGGCCGGCCCCGGCCGAGGCCCGGGCCCCGAACGAAGCCCCUGCCGCGGUUCCGCCCGCAGCCGCCCCGCUGCCGCCCGGCUCCCGCCCCGUGGCCGCCGGCGCGGCCGGCAGCUUCCCCGCUCCGAGCUCCGCCGCUCGCCAGCUCGGCCGCCGGCCCCGAGCCGCCGCAGCCCGGGCCGGCUCGGCAAGCGGCAGCGCGCCGGGCGGGCGGGGCCCCGGGCAGCAGAGCGGGAGCGCGGUGCCGCCCGCACGGGCGGAGAAGCCGCCCCUGGAGCAGCUCUACCGGGAGGGCCCGCUGCUGGGCAGCGGCGGCCGCGGCAGCGUUUACUCCGCGACCCGGCUCGCCGACGGCGCCCCGGUAAGAGACGGGGCCGGCUCGGGGGGCGGCGGCGGGCGGCGAGCUGAGCCCGGCACUGGCCUUGGCUUGCAGGCGGCCGUCAAGCGAGUGUGCCGGGAGCGCACCUCGGAGUGGGCGCGGCUGGAGAGGGAGCGGGGCCCGCGGGAGGAGCCGGGGGCCGUGCCGGGCGGGGCUGAGGCGAGGCCCGGCGGGGCGGCAGCCGGAGCGCUGCGAGGGCAGCGAGCGUGGAGCGAGCGGGGGCCGCGCAGCGUCCCGGGCCGGGCAGUGGCGAGCCGCGGCGGGGCCGGGCGGCAUCGGGGGCCCGAGGCGCGGCGCAGCAUCGGCCCCGCUGACGGCAUCGCGGUGCCCCCGCAGCACAAGGGCGCCCUUGUGCCCCUGGAGCUGGCGCUGCUGUGGAUGGUGUCGCGGCCCGGCUUUCGCGGCGUCGUGCGGCUCCUGGACUGGUUCGAGGAGCCCGACGGCUUCGCGCUGGUCAUGGAGCGCCCGGAGCGCUGCCAGGACCUCUGGUACUCCCUGGCCGAGCGGGGGUUCCUGCCGGAGCCCGUGGCGCGGGGGCUGCUCCGCCAGGUGCCGGAGGCCGUGCGGCACUGCAGCAGCCGCGGCGUCCUGCACCGCGACAUCAAGGCCGAGAACGUCCUCGUCGACCUGGCCACGGGCGAGGCGAAGCUCAUCGACUUCGGCUGCGGCACCAUCCUCCAGGACACGUUCUACAGCCGGAUGUCAGGAGCGCCGGAGUACAGCCCACCGGAGUAGUGGAUCCUCUUUGGCUGCUACCAUGGCCAGCCAGCCACCAUCUGGUCCCUGGGCAUCCUGCUCUAUGAGCUGGUGUGCGGGCACCUUCCUUUCCACACCAACAAGGACAUUAUCCGGCGCCAGCUCUUCUUCCCGGCCCGGGUGUCUCAAGAGUGCCAGCAGCUCAUCAGGUGGUGUUUAUGCAUGGACCCCACAGCCAGGCCAUCGCUGGAGGACCUUUCUGAGCGUUCUUGGCUGCAGGAGCCCUGCCUGGCCCAGGAGACAGCAGAGAUCCAUCGCUGUGCACAGUAGGAUGCAGAGCCCAGCAAGCAGCAGCGGCACGCGUCUCGUGGCGCUGGAAGAAAACCCUGGAGCGUUUCCCUGUGGCCGCGGCGGGGAGGAGAGAGCGCAGCCCAGGAGAUGCUUCCGCUGGUCCCUGGCGAGCUGUGGAGGGAGCGGCUCAGUGCUCCCCGUCCUGUUGGAGAAGUGGUGGCAGUGCAGUGAAGGUGUCAUGGACUGGGACAGGGGAAACAUCCCCCUGCAGCUCAGUGACAUCGUGAUGUCCCCGCAAGGUGAGGCACAGCUGGCGUGUUCUUCUGGAGCAGGACGUGGAGCUGGGAACACCAUCCUGGAGCUGGCCGCUGGCGGGGCAGAGCCCGUUGGCUUUGGCUGCGGCCCCUGCCUGGAGGACACGCUCUGCGC